Molecule: messenger RNA, 300 nt
Organism: Strongylus vulgaris
Lineage: Eukaryota; Metazoa; Nematoda; Chromadorea; Rhabditida; Strongylidae
Source: the annotation of a GenBank genome assembly
AUGAGUGCUCUUUUCCAAGAAAUCAAGGGCCGCCAGCAGGCUUUUAUGAAAGCUUUUAACGCUGGAGACCCAAAGGGUGCGGCUGCUGUCUACGAUCCCGAUGGCUACUUCAUGCCCAAUGGUCGUCAUCCAGUUAAGGGACGUGGAGAGGUCAAUGGAGGUGGUGACUGGGCGUUCGAGAGAGGCAGCUACCAUCUAGAUGGAACUCGUGGAAGAGAGAGUGGAGCUUACCUUCAAGUAUGGAAAAAGGCAAGUAACAGUUCUAUUUUUUUGCGGUUACAUGUCUGCAAUCCAAUCUAA